AUGUCUCCCAAUCGUACAAGAAAAGCAACAGCGGAGGUUAGAGAUAAGGGGUCCUUUUUUGCAGCAAAAAGUCAGAAUAAACAUACUGACAGCCAAGCUGACAGUCAGACUAAGGAUAACACUCAAGAAAGCGUGGAAGCUGGGUCUGAUCAGGAACUAGGACCACCCUUACUCUCCUCUCCGAAUAUACCUGUGCAAGUAGCAAUAAAUAAAGAAGAGACUCAACUUACAACAAAUCUUAUGCAGAAAAUGCUGGACGCGGCAGUUAACAAGAUGCAAUUAACAGUGGAAGCAGCUAUUGCCGAUUUAAAAGUAAAUUUUAUAGAUCUAGAUGCCAGGACUGUACAUCUAGAGGGGAAAAUCAAUGAGUUCACUGUAACCAAUGCAAUGCUGGGAGACCGGUUGGAUGCAAUAGAGCAUAGGAUACUUCAACAUGAAUUAAAAUUAAUAGAUGUAGAAGAUAGAUCCCGGCGUAAUAAUAUUCGGAUACGUGGAGUUCCUGAAGAAAUUGGAGUUCAAGAUUUGGAAUCUUACAUGAGAGGCUUAUUUCUUUCCAUCGUACCAGAUACACCAUCAGAAAUGCUUCUAUCUGACCGUUUACAUAGACUUGCUAGACCACAGCAUCUGCCUAUAUCUAUAACAAGAGAUGUAUUAAUAAGACUUCAUUAUUAUCAUGUGAAAGAUAAGAUAAUGCGAACUCACAGAAGUAAGGGGAAACUGACUGGGAAGUAUGAAGGUGUUUUGUUAUUUACAGAUCUCUCGGCAGAAACAUUACGACGCAGAAGGGCUUUUAAAGAAAUACUAGAGAUACUUCGAUUUAACAACAUUCCCUAUAGAUGGGGUUACCCAAUUAAGUUAGUCAUUAUGAAAAAUGGGAAAUCUUUGACAUUGCCAUCACCGGAAGAAGGUUUAAAGCUUCUACAAGAGUGGGGUAUAAUGAAGAACCCCCAAGAAGAUCUUAUAAAAACGAAUUAAUAUAAAGACGAUAAGAGAAGAUGGAAGAUAGAAGACAGAAGUUUCUGCUCUGGUUUUUGACUAAAUUGAGAAAUCCAUGAUUUGAUGUAUUGGAGGUGGACCAAUAAUAAGCUCCUGUGAAUCCAGCAAGGGUUUGAUACAAUUAUGAUUAUUGAUAUUAUUGAUAUUACAGAUAUUAUUGGAUAUUAGUUGAUAUAUAUGUUUAUAUAUUGGUAUAGAUUAUAAUUAUAAAAAAAAAUUUUUUUUUUUUUUUUUUUCUCCUCUGUUUAAACUGUUGGUAAAGCAUAAUUUAUGAACAGAGAGUGUAUUUAAGUUUGGUUUUUCAGUUAUUUUGAUAUGUUACUGGUACAAUACGUGAUACGUCAUAUUAAUGACAUAUUUAAAUUUUUAAAUCACUAGGUAAGAUUAUAAUAAAACUAGGUUAG
Pelobates cultripes (western spadefoot toad) is the source of this 1400-nucleotide messenger RNA. NCBI's taxonomy places the organism in Eukaryota, Metazoa, Chordata, Amphibia, Anura, Pelobatidae. The record is from the annotation of a GenBank genome assembly.